CUUCAAUAAAAUAUGAGGAUCGAAAAGUGUCGAUUUUACGCUAGCUGCUGACUGUGAGUCCCAUGAAGAUCAGUUCAAAUGAAAACACGAAUGUGUGUGCACGGUAUUUUGCGGUAGGACAUUUCGUUGACUGUAAUGACAUUUCUAAUCAAGUUGCCCAGACUUUUUCUGCACCACGAACGAGACAUAACGUUUGGAGCCAACGCGUUUCUCUUGAUCCCCUUUCUCGUUACGACGGGGUCCUACAGUUUGGCCCACCGCUCAAUUCUCUGCGAUUUCAAGACUUCUGGGUUACGCGAAGAGUACGGGCAAUUUGCUUCGGUCGCUACGUCCAUUUUUCCACUCUCCAUGAGCUCCAACGGACACACAGCGAUGGUGAACUUUCCAAUUGUCAAGACCGCGGCACGGCAAGACACGUCUUCGACAGCUACCAGUACCUGUGCAACUACCGCCGACAGCAACUUGAGUAGUGGCGAUGUUUCGUGCUUGACCGACGCCGAACUCGCUAUUGAAGCGGAGCGCCUGUUUCGCGACGAUCAGCUGUUGGCCGGUGCCCGUCUGUUGCGUCGCGUGCAGGAUGCCAAUCUCAUCACGGACGAGCUUCGCCAUUUUCUCGAACUGGCCACCAUCAGUGAAAGGAUUCGCAAAGAUCUGACCGAGCCCACAUCGGAAGGCUGGACCAAGCAAGGGGAAUCGCACGGCAACCGCGACUUUACCACGUACUACAAAAUCGAAGACGGUGGCAAGCUGAAGUGUCGUAUUGAGUCGGUCAUUGAAUCAUCUCUGUACGUUCCUUUCCUGGCGGUCAUGAACGAAACGGAGUUGUACGAUACCUGGGUGCCAAAGUGGAGAUUUCCUUUCAAGCUUGGCAUCAGUCGUUCGAAAAAGCUGGCUCAGAGAGCUCGGCUCGACCAAGUGGUGCAGCUCACUGUCGACCUACCGUGGCCCAUGAACAAGCGUGAGAUUGUUUUUUGGGGGUUCGCCGAAGAAGAUGGGAUGGCGAAUCGUAACGUAGGAGCCAAGCUGCAGUCCGUAGGCGAGGGGUUUGACAAUGGUCUGGUACCGUCCGUAGAUCGCGGCGUAGUCCGUAUGGAUUUCGAAGCCGACUUUCUGUUCCGACCAUGUCCGGAAGAUCACUCUGCUCUGGAUAAAACCGAAGGAAAGUACCCCGAGGGAGAAAGUAAGAUCCUCUUGACGUUUGUCAUGUACUGUGACCCCAAAGUCAGCUUUGUGCCGCAUUCCUUUAUGAACUUCUGCACUCGUACAGCCGUCGGGACUGUUUGGCGAAUGAUCUUGCACGUAGCCGAACAAGUCCGCGCAGGGGAGCGCCCGGUCCACGCCGAAGUGAUUGCCCACAAACGAGACUUUUACGAUUGGGUAGAGGAACGAUCAGCUUACAUUACUGGUGACUAUGGCCCCCCACCCAAAGUCCACUCUUAA
Phaeodactylum tricornutum CCAP 1055/1 is the source of this 1440-nucleotide messenger RNA. RefSeq lists its product with no specific name. Bases 136 to 1440 code for a protein of 434 amino acids. The record is from RefSeq and is a predicted model, not a curated record. The transcript has 2 exons. Lineage: Eukaryota; Bacillariophyta; Bacillariophyceae; Surirellales; Neidiaceae.